UUUAUUGAUCAAUUAUUAUAUUUUUUGGAUCUAUCUCAAAAUUUAUAGGCAAUGUUUAGCUCGAAAUCUCAACCGCGAGUGCUGCGGCAAUGCUAUCGUUGUUGGCAACUAACACAGCCCGGUCAGCUGCGCACAUUCAAGGUGACCGUUGUAGGAGCCGCCGGUGGCGUUGGCCAACCCCUUUGCAUGCUGCUCCGGUUAAAUAAACUGAUCACAGAGCUGGUGAUGCACGAUUUAAAGGAAUGCAAGGGCGUGGCCACGGAUAUAUCACACAUAUGCACACAACAGGAUGUGAAGAGCUAUGCCGGAGCUGCUAAUUUGGGCAAGGCUAUAAAAUGUGCCGACAUUGUCAUCCUGCCUGCUGGUCUGCCCCGCAAGCCCGGCAUGCAGCGAGAUCAGCUGUUCGAUGCCAAUGCCACAGUGGUGGCUAAGGUGACCCAAGCAGUGGCCGCCAAUGCGCCGAGUGCCUUGUUCGCGAUCAUCACGAAUCCCGUGAAUUCGCUCGUCCCCAUGGCCGCCGAGAUUCUCAAGCAGGAGCAGGCCUAUGAUCCAAAUCGGCUAUUCGGUGUCACCACACUGGAUGUGGUGCGCACUGAGAAGUUUGUCAGCGACUAUUUGAAUGUGCAGCCGCAGAAGGUGAAGAUACCCGUAAUUGGGGGACAUUCCGGCAUCACCAUACUACCCGUCUUCUCGCAGUGCAAGCCCGUCUUUACCGGCGAGCCCGACUGCAUUGCCGCGAUGAAAAAGCGCAUUCAGAAUGCCGGAAAUGAGGUGGUCAAGGCCAAGGCCGGCAAGGGUUCUGCCACAUUGUCGAUGGCCUUUGCGGCCGCUCGACUCAUGAACGCCAUGCUGCUGGGCCUGAAGGGCGAAAAGGGUCCGCCCGAGUGCGUUUUUGUCGAAUCUAAGGUCACGGAAUGUCCAUUCUUUGCCACACCCAUCGAAUUUGGCCCAAAGGGCAUAGCCCAAAAUUUGGGCUUGCCCGAGCUGGACGACACUGAGAAGGAGGACCUCAAAAAACUUAUACCCGAACUCAAGAUAGCCAUCGAUGCGGGCGUUAAGUAUGCGAAGAGUUUGUAAAUAUGGGGAGACAAACUUUAAAUUAGUUCGGGCGGAGAUCAGAAAAUAUUUUCCAUUUGAUAAGCAGCGAUUUAUCAACAACAGGAUGUGAAAAGGAAAAAAGGAAAAGGAGCUCAGACCAGAAAAAAAUAUAUAGAAAUUAAAAAUGUGCUGUAAACUUUGUCCAUUUAA
Molecule: messenger RNA, 1248 nt
Organism: Scaptodrosophila lebanonensis
Lineage: Eukaryota; Metazoa; Arthropoda; Insecta; Diptera; Drosophilidae
Product: malate dehydrogenase, mitochondrial-like
Exons: 3
Coding region: 52-1077 (341 amino acids)
Biological process (GO): malate metabolic process; tricarboxylic acid cycle
Cellular component (GO): mitochondrion; cytoplasm
Molecular function (GO): L-malate dehydrogenase (NAD+) activity
Source: RefSeq, a predicted model, not a curated record